Pyricularia grisea is the source of this 2440-nucleotide messenger RNA. RefSeq lists its product as uncharacterized. The transcript is spliced from 2 exons. The coding region runs from base 732 to 2294 and encodes 520 amino acids. Lineage: Eukaryota; Fungi; Ascomycota; Sordariomycetes; Magnaporthales; Pyriculariaceae. The record is from RefSeq and is a predicted model, not a curated record.
GCUAGCCGCUGCUUGCGGCACCUCCACGAUUAUGUUGGGAAUCUUUAGCACCUGAGCUGAGACCCGUCUCAAAACGCCUUCCCAUCGUCCCUGGUAUUUGACAGGUUCAAGCCAUGGCCUCUCGAGUGAGACAUUGGAGGUACAUGAGUGCAGAGUGUGUGGCUUCUAAGCCUGCGACCAUGAAUCAGCCAAACGCGUCAAUUGGCACGGACACUAGUUCUCUCUUUGUCCCAAACGCGGACUGAUCAGCCGGAUUCUUCAGUCGCAUGUUUUGACCGCCUUCGUCAGUCCUUUGUGAGCUCAAAAGACUGAAGAAAUAAUGUCUUUGAAAUUCAGAAAUUCGAAUCCGGCUUCCAAUCGGGAUAAAUCGAACAGAAGCGCAUUGUUCCCCGAGUCCGGUUCCGGUAUUUGGACCUACUUUCUAUCCCUUGCCCCAGUCAUACCAUACCUCCAAUAUACUCGUAGUUGAGUCUUCUUUUUUCAAUCGAUGGAUGUGUUCGAAGAACAAAGAAAAGAUGCCGCAAACACGCUUAUCAUUCGGGAGCUCCAAAGGAACUGGUCUCGAUGGCAAGUUCCAUAAGAUGCAGGUCCAACCUGGAUGAUCUCCUGAAGGGUAGAAGGGCUGUUGUUACUCGCGAUGCUUUGAAGCUUUCUUCUAAAGCCAUAAUUCACAUAUCGACUUUGCAACACGCUCCUCAACUUCCCAUCUCCUCUGGCAUCAUCACUUCAUCAUGUCGGGAAAAGGCAAUAUGUUUGCUAUGAACAGCAACGGCGAGGUAGCGCAAUGGUAUCUUAAUACCGAUGACAGAAAGUUUGCUCAAGUUCGGCUGGAAGAGCUCGUACGGGUGCGAGACGAGGAGUACGGCAUCAAGCAGCCUCUAAGCACUCCACAGACAAAGGGAUCCGUCCCCUUUCGACCCAGAGCACUGAGCGAUCUCAAGAGCAACCCAGCACAGCUCUUGUUUGCUCGGCUCCAUGAGGAGUGGGAACUGAAUGAUGCGUGGUACAAUUCUACCUUCAUGCACUUGUUCACUACCAUCAAGUACUUCUCACAGAGAUAUUUUGGAAUGGACGUGUUCCCCGAGGGCUUCUCUCCUUGGAAAGAAGGGGACUUCCCACCGAUUUUUCUCGACUUUGUUGCCCAGGUUGCCUGCCCGGAUCCCGUAAGCACUUGGGACUCUCUUCUAAUGGAGUCAAGGCACAAGAGCAGCCUUGUGUGCGGUGUUUUCACCAAGGCCUUACUGGACACUGUCUUCACUAGCCUCUUAUUCGGGGCGUCUGACGAGCAAAUGGCGCUACUCAAAACUCACGACGAGACAACACUCGACCUUGAUGGCUACAAGCGCACCGCGCGAAGGGGUGCAAUAGUUCGGGACUUUCUUGGAGACAACAUCACGACACCAAGGUUCUGGGACGACGUUGGUCAACUUUCUACCGAGAUUACCGAGAUCUUCUUGCCGUUGAUCAACUUGCAAGGUCGGGGGGCCCCUCAACAGGAGUGGCCGGAAUUGUCAGAGAUUCAUCAACAAAUCUUCCACAUCGUGUCGAUCGCCGCAUACUUUUCCAUCAUCAUCCGUCGUUCCGAGACAAUCAUCGACUAUUCCAUGGCAACUCUGGGAAGCGAGUGGGCACAUACUCAUGAAGAAGAAAAUAUGAGCAUAUACUUCAACUCACGACGUGCGGUGGUAGAGCAGGAUGACCGAGAUGAAGCCAAGGCAAAGGUCGAGAAGAGCUUGGCCGAGGCACGAGCCAAGCUGCCUAAAGGGUUACCAUCACUCAUCCGAGAUAUCAUGGGCAGUAACAAGCUUGUCGAAUACCAACGCCCAAUUCGCACCGCUAAAGUCGGAAUUGUCAUGUUUCCCCGCAUCAAGCGCCACAGGACUCUGUGCGACCCAGAGCGAUGGGACAAGUGGACAGCCGAGCACGAGUCCUUGAUUUUCAAGGGCCGGGUCACCUACUAUUACGGCAAGGAGCAUGAUCCCCUGGGCUUGGAGCAGAAGCCCUCACUUGCUGAGUACCGGAUGUCCAAACGGGAGAAACUUCGGGCAAAGUACUACUCCCCACGCCAUUGGCUGUUGCUUCUGACCAUUUUUCUGGUUUUACUGCAUCUUUGGCAGCCUUGGAUUUUCGGAAACUUGAAAGCGGCCUUAUAUGCAUUUGCUAUGCUAGUAGUUAGCACUGCGAAGAAGAUCUGCGAGGCACCUCUUCGGAUAGCAGGCCUUGUUGGACCGCGACCCACGCGAUCAACGCACUCCGCUCCAAAGGGCACCGAGAGCGACUAUGUCCACGCUUGAUCCCUUGUCAUAUUGGUCUCUUUUCGCCAUCAUUUUAUAUAUGUUGCUUUUCCUUAAAUGGCUGGCGCAUGUUUUCGGGUUUUGGGCUAUCUUGUUCUCGUUCUUUGGUUAUCUACCUAUGGAGUUGUGACUCUGGUUUUUUUUUU